Cryphonectria parasitica EP155 is the source of this 1236-nucleotide messenger RNA. RefSeq names its product MBF1-domain-containing protein. The transcript has 2 exons. Lineage: Eukaryota; Fungi; Ascomycota; Sordariomycetes; Diaporthales; Cryphonectriaceae. Gene Ontology annotation, cellular component: nucleus. The record is from RefSeq and is a predicted model, not a curated record. Gene Ontology annotation, molecular function: DNA binding. Bases 321 to 788 code for a protein of 155 amino acids.
CAUUGACUUCCAUUUGGCAAUAUUUAACCCGCCAACGUCAGUCCUGAAGCCCUCCUCCGUAUUAGCACACCUCAAACCACAAAUACACACCAACUGCAAAACUCGUCAUCCCCACGACAACAAUCUCUCGACAAACAAAUCGAGCCGAUCGCUAAAGGAGCCCUCUACUCGACUCACUCGACUCUCUUGCAAAACAAAGGCACCUUACACCCACAUCGUUUUGCGUCAGCACAGACGAAACGUCAUCAACUCCUCCAGGGACCCACAGCCCACACAACAACACUCGUCAAGUCCUCAUCACAAAAAUCACAACCGUCAAGAUGUCUGACUGGGAGCCCGCCGUCAAGAUUGGUAGCAAGGCCCGUGGCGGCGCGACACAGAAGGAGACCGUCGUGCGAGGCAAGGGCGCUCUGAACGCCGCCCAGCGCAGCGGUGCCAUCAUCGGCCAGGAGAAGAAAUUCGCUGUCGGCAAUGCCGCCAAGGGCAACACCGAGGGCCAGCGCCAGAAGAAGCUCGACGAGAACCCAGACAUCAUCAAGCCCAAGACCGUCGGCAUCAAGGUCGGCAAGCUGAUCCAGGAGAAGCGCAACGAGCUGGAGCCCAAGAUGACCCGCGACCAGCUCGCCAAGAAGUGUAACACCACCUCCAACAUCCUCGGCCAGUACGAGGCCGGCACCGCCCAGCCCGACCAGAAGAUCCUCGACGCCCUCGAGCGCGCCCUCAACGUCAAGUUGCGGGGCGCCGCUAUCGGGGAGCCCAAGUUCAAGCCCAAGGGUGACAAGAAAUAAAAAAGUGUUUCCCCUCUGCUUGGGUCUGCAAGACCAAACCUCCCCUUCUACAUCCACAUCGAGCGGAGUGGGUCAAGAGAAGAGAGUAUGGCUCAGUCCCCUGGUUGUCCGCGGCCGGCGGGUCUGCUUUUGGUCGGAUGGAGGGUUGCUUUGCUUCUGGCUGAACAAAGAGCUUGGCUAUGAGUUGCCCUGUUUUAUUUUUAUUUUUGGCGUAUGAUCUGGGAACGGAGAUACGAGAGAUCUGAACCGGAGGUCUUGGAUCAAAUGUGGUUCAAGGAAGUUUGGUUGGAGAUCUCUAUUGAGGUCUGCCUGCCUGCCUCGGGAGAGGUCAGUCUGAAGCACAGCGGAGGUAGAACCCUCGUUGCAUAUUCUUUUUCCAACGGAGUGCCGAGGCUAGAAUGGUCUUUUAGAAGAGACUGGGAAUAGAAUUUUGAUCAUCCCAAACCCC